Messenger RNA from Menidia menidia (Atlantic silverside), 2505 nucleotides. NCBI's taxonomy places the organism in Eukaryota, Metazoa, Chordata, Actinopteri, Atheriniformes, Atherinopsidae. The record is from the annotation of a GenBank genome assembly.
GACAACGACGGAAGAAGGACGGCUGGGGAGUCGCAGCCCGGGAUUGUAAAUAAGACCGUUGAAACUGUGUUUUAUUUACAAAAGUGAUGCCGGCUGUUUUAAAUUACCGUUCCCAGUUGUUUUAAGUAUUUUUUCGUAAUUUUUGGCUUGAUUUCUCGCCUAUUUCUGUGUGGUCUUUACACUACGCGUAUAAUGACGAGCUCGGCAAACUCGAACCCAGUGCCUAAAUUGUACAAGUCUGUGAUCGAGGAUGUGAUCAGCGAGGUACGCGAGCUGUUCCUGGACGAGGGAGUGGAUGAGCAGGUUCUCCUGGAGCUGAAAACGCUCUGGGAGAGCAAGCUGUUGCAGUCGAAGGCAGUGGAGGGCUUCCACACGGAGGAGCAGGCCGCCCUGCAGGCCGCCCAGCAGCAGCAGCAGCAGGUCCAGCACGUCCAGCAGGUGCAGCAGGUCACUCAGCCCGCACAGGCGCAGCAGGUCAUCCUGCCGCCCCAGCAACAGCAAGCUCCCCAGCAGCAAGUCAUUGUUCAGGACCCGAAGAUUCUACAGCACAUGAGUGCGACUGGGAUGACUGCAGCAGCUACGGCAGCAACGCUCGCUCUGCCCACAGGGGUCACUCCAUACCAACAGCUCCUCACCAGCCAGGGUCAGAUCCUGCAGGUGGUGCGCACGCCCAAUGGGGCGCAGUACAUCAUCCAGCAGCCGCAGCAGCAGAUCGUCCUGCAGCAGCAGAUGCAGCCCGGGAGCAUGCAGGCUCCGGUCAUACAGCAGGUUCUGGCUCCGCUACAAGGAGGCCUCCCUCAGCAGACGGGAGUCAUCAUCCAGCCACAGCAGAUCGUCCUGACUCCUGGAAACAAAGUCCAGGGAAACGCGCAGGUGAUGCAGGCGGCCACCAUGGCGCCGCAGCCCGGCCAGGCGCCGACGGCCACUCAGGUGCAGCAGGCCCAGGGCGCCGCCGCCCAGGCCCCGGCUCAGCCCCAGGCUCAGCAGCAGGCCCAGCCCCAGGCGCAGCAGCCUCCCAUGAUGCUGCAGGUGGACGGUGCCGGAGACACCUCCUCGGAGGAGGACGAAGACGAGGAGGAGGAGUAUGACGAAGACGAGGAGGAGGAGAAAGACAAAGAUGGCGUAGAGGACGGGCAGGUGGAAGAGGAGCCUCUGAACAGCGGGGAUGAUGUCAGCGACGCAGAAGACCAGGAGCUGUUUGACACAGAGAAUGUAGUGGUGUGCCAGUACGACAAGAUUCACAGAAGUAAGAACAAGUGGAAAUUCCACCUGAAGGACGGCAUCAUGAACCUGAACGGCAGAGAUUACGUCUUUAGCAAAACCAUCGGGGACGCCGAGUGGUGAAGUAGAACUCUGUGACCCCUUCUGUCCAGUUAACAGACACUUCAGCAUCCUUCCAUAUCCUGUGACUGGAUUCCUUCAGGAAGCUGCUUCUGAGUCUUUGAGAACUCUGCAAACCCAAAGGAUUGUGAGGUACUGUCAGAAAAAAAAGAAAAAAAAACAUACCCCCCCCACCCCAGCCCCCCUGGGUGUCGUCACAGCAAACACUCGGCUAGCCUUGGUGGGAUGAGAAACCAACAAGGGAGGGAGAGCCCCAGAACAGAGCAUCGUUUCUUUUUUCUUUCUUUUUUUUCCCUUCCUCCUCUUCUUCCAGGCUUCUCUGCCUUUUUUUCCUGAGAUUUCAUGAAAGUAAGCAUUUCACUUCAAACAGGUGUAGUGGACCAGGGUGCCCUGCCCCCGCCACAGGAGGUCCCAGGCCAUCCCUAUCAACCCCCUAGAUGACGAACACCGUGGUAAUGCACUGUAGUCGGUUGACUGGAUUGACUCGUGUCUGUAUGUAAGUCCGAACUUAGUGCCACCAGUCAAAAUCGCUGCCUUUUUUUAGAAUGACCUUUGGCUUCUCAUUUUUUUCUCUUCAUUGUCCCUGGAUCGUAGUUCUGUCUCCGUGUUCAUGAAAAUGGUGCUCCAGAGCGUUUUAUGUAGUUAAUCUAUUAUUGUAAAUUUUGUUAGUUUUCUAUUUUUUUUUUCCAAUGUAAUUAAUAAGAUGAAGAAAAGGAAGGUAAAAUUCUAAGACCCCCCCAUUCAACCCCCAUCCCACCCAAUUUUGCCUCUGGAGCUUCAUUCCAUCUCUAAAGGAAUAGUACCAAAAUCAUUUAAAAAAGAAAAAAAAGAAGUCACUUUUUUAGAAUUGUACAAAUUGUGCGAACGUCGGCGUCUUCUUCUCUGCUCUAAUUUUUAAUUUUGUCGGCAGCCGUCAAAAGAUUAGCGUUUUUAUCUUUGUGUCGUGAGGUCGGUCGGUCCAGGUAAUGAAUAGCCACAAUUUCCUCUGCUUUGUAUGUGUGUGUGAUGGUGACUGACUCCACGUUUGUGUGUGUGUGUACAUGUGUGUUUACUACCACUUUUCCCUGAAAAGGAAUGAGUCCGGCCCCUUACAGUUACACACGUGGGGCUGGGUGAGUCAUUCUUUAUUUAUUGCUGAAAUUUUGUGAUUUUUUUUCUUUUUUU